AUGCUAUCAACAUUUCACAAUCAGAAACUCGAUAUUAUCGGGAAGGGAGCAUACGGGGCGGUCUACAAGGGCAAACACAUAGCUACUGGGCAUGUCGUGGCGCUCAAAAUUAUCAAUCUGGAUACUGCCGAUGACGACGUCGAUGAUAUACAAAAGGAAGUCUCGCUCUUGAAGCGAUUGAUGAUCCAAGGAGGAAUCGAUGCGAGCAAAGAGCAGGGCUCGGGAGCCGCGACGCCGGGAAGCGGUAGCGGUGCCGAUUGGAAUCAUUACGGUGUGCCAAAUGUCAUCAAAUAUUAUGGAUGCUGGACCGAAGGACCCAAGGUGUGGAUCGUUAUGGAGCUGGCAGAGGGAGGAAGCGUUCGGACCCUGGCACGAGCGUCACCUCUCACGGAGAUGCAAAUCUGUCUGAUUUCCAGAGAAGUUUUGAACGCAUUAGCCUUUCUGCAUAAAAACGGGGUGAUUCACCGGGAUAUCAAAGCCGCCAAUAUCCUUGUAACCUCGGCUCCCAAUCGAGUUCUGCUAUGCGAUUUCGGAGUAUCGGCCUUGUUGCCUUCGCAGUCUGCGAAGCGCACGACAUUUGUCGGGACGCCAUACUGGAUGGCACCAGAAGUCAUCAGCAAAGGCAGAUCCUAUGACUUCAAGGCCGAUAUAUGGUCAUUCGGAAUCACUAUGCUCGAAAUGGCUCUGGGAGAGCCUCCAAUGAUGGGCCAGACGGCGGCUAUGGCGUUGAGCUUGAUCCCCAAGUCGAGCGCGCCCCGACUACAAGGAGAGUGGAGUCAGGAGAUGAAGGAGUUUGUAGCUUCCGCUUUGCAAGAGAACCCGGACGAGCGCUUGCCAGCAGAAAAGCUACUCGAUCUGCAUUGGGUCAAGCAGACUUCCAGGUCGUCGCUAUCAGAAUUGAAUGAUUUGUUAGUCAAUCUAGAAGAAUGGAAGCACAAGGGGAAUCAAAGAAUCAGUCUUGCACCAGGUGUCGGUGCUCCCUUAGGAGACGACAUGUAA
This is a messenger RNA of Filobasidium floriforme, 999 nucleotides long. Its product is annotated as Pkinase-domain-containing protein. Gene Ontology annotation, biological process: protein phosphorylation. The record is from RefSeq and is a predicted model, not a curated record. The coding region runs from base 1 to 999 and encodes 332 amino acids. Gene Ontology annotation, molecular function: ATP binding; protein kinase activity. NCBI's taxonomy places the organism in Eukaryota, Fungi, Basidiomycota, Tremellomycetes, Filobasidiales, Filobasidiaceae. The transcript has 4 exons.